Messenger RNA from Aspergillus nomiae NRRL 13137, 1068 nucleotides. RefSeq names its product sterol desaturase family protein. Gene Ontology annotation, molecular function: C-4 methylsterol oxidase activity; iron ion binding. Gene Ontology annotation, biological process: sterol biosynthetic process. Bases 1 to 1068 code for a protein of 355 amino acids. The record is from RefSeq and is a predicted model, not a curated record. The transcript has a single exon. Lineage: Eukaryota; Fungi; Ascomycota; Eurotiomycetes; Eurotiales; Aspergillaceae.
AUGAUUCCUUCCACGACUUCUCCAAAUCCUGUAAGCACGGAGGCUAUAAGUGCUGCUGCAGCCAUCGAUCCACGUGUGCCACAACGUUUUGUUCCUACCGACCUAUCUGGUCAAAAAAUUCCUCAGAGCAAGCGCUGGCUUUAUUCAACAGCCGCCGUCACCAACAGCGACCUUAGAUCUACCGGGGUCAGUGCUGUAUUUAUUGCUGGGUUCAUAUCAUUCAACUUGUCAUCUGCUGGUCACAAUUUCUAUGAAUACCUCGAUCAAACAUAUGGAGAGCGCAAUGUGAACAUCUGGGGAACCUUCAUCAUUACCUCGCUCUUCUUUUGGGUCUGCAGCGCCGUCUUCGCUAUUCCCGAUCUGACUGGUUGGCCUAGAUGGCUCUUUAAGUAUAAAACUCAGCCAUUCAUUCGGGUAGAUCGUUCUAAAUACGCUCGUAUAGCGAUGGUAUCCUUGCGGAAUCAGUUCUUCGUGGCUCUGCCCAUGAUAAUCUUGGUCACACAUGCGACUUCGCCGAUGCCUGUGGCUCCAACCGCAUUACCUUCGCCGCUACAGACCAUGGGUAUGAUCUUUUUCGAUAUUGCCUGUACCGAGGUCGGCUUUUAUUACAUUCACCGUUUAUUUCACUCCAAGUCCCUGUACCCAAUAUUCCACAAGCAACAUCACGAAUUCACAGCUCCCGUUGGCCUGGCUUCGACCUACUGUACAGCAACGGAACACCUAUUUUCUAAUCUUCUUCCAAACUCACUUGGAACUUUAGUCGUUUCGCAUCACUGGUCCCAGGCAGUUUUCACGUUCAUCUUCCUCGAAUUCGGCACAAUCUGUACCCAUUCUGGGUACAACAUCCCUUGGUUGCCAUCUAACUUACAGCACGACUUCCAUCAUUUCGCUUUCGAUGAAAACUUCGGUCCUACUGGGAUUUUGGAUGCGAUACACCGCACGAACAAGAAAUUCAGAAAGACAAUCCAAGAGGCUAGGCUCCGAAGUGGUGGCGAUGAUGAGAAAGCGAGAAAAUUGGUUCUUGAAAAACUUGCGGAGGUCGGCAUUGUAGACUCGGCCGAGCGAUAA